Messenger RNA from Symbiodinium sp. CCMP2456, 4404 nucleotides. The record is from the annotation of a GenBank genome assembly. NCBI's taxonomy places the organism in Eukaryota, Dinophyceae, Suessiales, Symbiodiniaceae.
AUGGCGCUGGCUUCUGCUCUGACGGAGAAGAGCCUGGCCAAGUUUCGCACGAAACCCUGCGAGAGGCUCCUCACGAAGAACGAGUGUAGCUUUGGAGACCGCUGUCAGUACGCGCACUCUGUGCCACGGCGCAACCCGAAAAACGUCUCCUACUCGCCGGAAAUGUGUUCUUCACCUGCGACAUGCCACCUCGGAGACGCAUGUCCGAAGGCGCACACCGUGGAGGAGUGCCUGUAUCAUCCCACCAUGUACCGCACGCAACUAUGUCCGGAGAAGAAGCAGUGCACCGUGUUCUACUGCCCCCACGCUCAUGCCGAAGAAGAGCUUCGUGGCGAGUUCGCUCCUCCAGCUCUGGCCCUCCCGGCUCCGUUACAAACUUCGACGAGAUCGUCUGGGCCCUUGCAGCCGGGCAUGGUGAGAUGCGAGGACCCGCCGAGGUGGUGGCCGGCUGGGGACCAGAAAGAUCUGCACGUCCGAAAUUCCGGUGAGGUGCCACCGUUGCAGUCCUACGGAUUCGAGCUUUGCGGUGGCCUGGUGCGGCCGGCAAAGUAUGUGCCUGACGCAGGGCUGGAGGCGCAGCCCUGCUUUGCUAAACUGCUUUCGACAUCCAGGAGCGAAAGCCAGCUGGCAAAUCGUGUGGUCAAAGAUCUGAAGCGCUGGCUGUCCAAAACGCCACUUCCAGCACCAUUCUUCCUUCGCCGAACUGUCGCCACCACAGCCUUGGCGGUGCCGUCGCAUUUCCGAGUUUUGGGCAAGACCUUGGAGUCCCUGCCAAAUGGAGUGCUGCAGGAGGCACGCAAGUGCUGGGCUGUGACGCAGCUGGUCGCAAAAUGGAUCCGACAGCUGGUCACCGGCUUGGAGGCGCUCCAUGAUCUUGACAUUGCGCACAGCUGCAUCGGUCCAAGCACGAUUUUGGUUGGGCCCGGUGUUGGUGGAUUGGACAUACGGGUGGGCGACUUUCUGGGGAAGGUGACGACUCUGCGGUUCUUGGAGAAUGGUUGCAGCUCUCUUGAUGAGUCCUGGGCCAUGUGGUACCCUGCAGAGGUCCACUUGCACGUCUCGACAGCGGUGCCGGCAGGAGCAACGCACUUCAGCUCAAAAACGGCCGCCCCAGAUCUCAUGCGGGUGGACUCCUGGCAGCUGGGUGUGCUGAUCUUCUUCUUGCUGACCGGAGCCCAUCCCUUCGGGAAUGUCGAUUGCCCUGGACAUGUUUGUUCGAACAUCCGAGCGGGCAACGUCGUAAAUCGGAAGAAACUUCAGGAACUUCCCUUGUUCUUGGAGCUCGUGGACCGCCUCAUCGCUUCCGAACCUCACAGGCGUCUCAAGGUCUCGCAGGUUUCGUGUCACCCCGUCUUCUGGGACCUCCAAGAGGGCUUCGAAUUCGCCAAGCCAGUGCUGACGGAUCCCCGACGAGCUCGUGAACAAGAAUGGCUUUACCACCUGCCCUGCUUCGCGGUUUUUGCGCCACCCACCCGUGAUGCGCCCCGCAUGGAACUGCUGUCAAAGCUUUGCCAGAAAGUCCUCGACAUCGGCAACAAGCGUCGAAACCCUCACAAAGGACUUGGCACUAUUUGCGUGCAAUUGCUGUCCGAGAUCGACCGUCACCGGCCGGUGCAAGCUCCUCAACAUGCACCAAACAAAUGUGCAUCUUCACCGCCAAGUAGCAUUCCACCACCACGGCCAGACGAAGCGACGUAUUUCCAAGCAGGAAUGCGCAGAGGGGUGGAGCUCAUGGCCGGCUUCGCCCACCGCGCCUUUGUCGACUCGCUGAUGCAGCCUCCACCGGGAUUAGGUCCCAGCAUCACUCAGGAGCUCCUGCUGCAGAGGUGCAGCUUGGCAGCCGCAGAGAUGGUGCUGUACCAGCAGCAACAUUGUCAGGCUCAGUACAGACAAGGACUGCACGAGAUGGAACGCGAAGCACAGGACUGGCGCUACGGACACAUUCCCCAGCAAGAUUUCUCCCUCUACCAUCCAGACCCGGACAGACACAGCAUGCUUAUGCACGAGUACGACACCUGCGCGUGGCAACGGUAUCCCUCCACGCUUCAGCAAAGGGGUGGCGCUGGCUCUCCCAGUCGCGCUGAAGGCGCGUCUCUGCUGGAAGCACCUCGCACGCCCGAGAUGGUCCGCACAAGUCGCCCCGAGCCGGACUCCGCAGAGAAGUUGGCGCGGCCUCCGGGCAAGGCAGAUAUGGCGCGUGCGGAUGCAGCCCAGAAUCAGAAGAUCUCCACACCCGGGUGCCGCUCCGCUGCUGUCAGUGGCAGCCCAGAGGACAAUCAGGGAGGUGAGUCAGGGCGUGAGGCCGCUUCGCUGCUUCCGCAGUGGACCAUCUGCUGCCUUCUGCGCCUCGGCCAGAUGUUGGCCCAGAGCGAGGCACAGAACGCUUUAGCCCAGUGCCUGUCAGACUUCGAGGUGGUGCCAGAGCUGGUCCCCAAAGCUGCGGCCUUCUCGGUCUUCCGUGAGGUGGCGAAGACCGCCAUCGUGCCGCGGGAAGUCCAGAUGAAGGUUGCUCCCGAUGAAGUGGGCGAGUCUGGGCGUUUCUUCACGUACAGCCACUUCGCUUGCAGCCUCGCAGUCACCGCACAGCGAGCUUUCGCAAGUGCAGGUGCAUCGUCGUUAGUGCGGCUGAUGCAGUGGAUGGAUGCGUCCAAGGGCCGCGUUCUGUUCAGCCAGAACUUCCCCGGAACUGCUCCCAAAGGCUGUGCCAUCAGCCUCAAGGUCCUGCCCGAGAUGGAUAAACUUCCAGAGGAUGUGCAGCGAGAUCUUGCCGCCGUGACGCUGAAACAGGCGACCGGCCAGGAGCCCGCGCAGUCAAGGCAGGAAGCACCUGCACCUGGUGAGGAGGUGGGGAGGCCACGGCGUUCGCGCUCCGUGACCAGCCUCACCCGUGAGCCGCGGGCGGCUGCGGCACCACUCCCGGAGUGGGCAAGACUGGAAAUCCAGAAAACCUUCGGGCACUAUGCAUCCCUUGGCGACCCACUAAAUCGAAGCACCCUGACAUCGCAGAAGUUCGGUCGCUUCCUGCGAGACUGUGGCCUGCUAGCCAUCGAGGCCGACGGCCCAGUUUCCUUCGACUUCGCGCCGGAAGGUCGCCGUGCCAGUGUGCGACGACCAUCGAAAUCAGGCCAGGAGUCAGCCACGGGCCUCGCCCGCUCGAACUCCGCCGGGGCGCUCCGCCGGAGUUCCUUCGGGGGCCGCACAGGCCCACGAGGAAGCAUCGGGCUCGGUGAUGGUGCUGCGUCUUCCUCUCGACGGGCCUCCUUUGCCGUCUCCUCUGCACAGGCAGCACAGGCCAACGUGCAACUUCCUUUGAGGGUCUUCCCGGUUCCGCCACUGACCCAAGUAGAGGUUGACCUGAUCUUCGUGCAGGCUACCAGACCGGUGGACACCCCUGAACGCCGGAAGUCCGUCGUGCAGGUUGCAGAUACAAGUGACAAAUAUGGAGGAGUGAAUCAAGUUGUCGUCUUGGCCUGCUUCUGCCGAUGGCUGAGCAUUUGCGAAUUCGAGGCUGUUAAAAUCAAGAGAUAUCAAGCGGAUCAUGCCAGCCAGAUAUUCUCAAGAGACUCCGAGCAACCUGAAAAUCACAGGCAUCCAUGCACAGCCGUGCUAGACGCAGUUCAAGCUCGCCACAAGGGUAUCCCUGUGUCGUCCUGGGCCAUGGGGCAAAGUCAUGCAGCUAUCGUGCUUGCGGACUCCAGUCGACUGCAGCGCCGGCAGCUGCGUCAAAGCACAGGUACGACCAGCGAGCAGAGUGCCAGGCAUGAGUCAGAUCAGUUCAUCAGUCAGAUGGUAUCACGACUUCAGGUCGCAGAUGCUAACUGGAAGCUGCAACAAUGGCGCGGGGACAUCAGCAGAGACUACUUUGAGGAGGAGAUCGUGCCACAAUCCCCCCGGACCAUCCUUCCCCUGGCAAGGAUCGCGGCAAGGGGCCACGGCUUCCUGUCCGGUGCAGAGUUGGCGGGCGUUGAUGCUGCGCAUGUCGAUGCAGGGAAGGCCGGUGAAGCAAAGACUGUGGCGGUGGAUGUUGCGCCCAUACCAGGAUAUGAUCCCUCGUCGAUUGCCGGCUGGCGUCUGCAUCCGCCGUCUUCGGACCAGGCCGAGGCAGAGGCCGCCUCGGACAGCGCCUUCCAGACUGCAGCCGUGGUCGAGCCCGACCCCAUCUUUGAUUCUGUCUUUCCAGAGAAACCCCUGCCUGGACGCCCACAGCACCAAAUGGUGCCAAAGGAUGUGGCUGCUGCGGGGCAGGUGCACGUGGGCGUGCAGACACGGCCAGAGGAGGUCGAGCUCCACGAAAGCAGCAACCAGCGCUUUGCGCGUGAAGCAGUUGCCAGGAUUGGGCUGGUGCCGCUGACCAUUUGUGAUGCUGCCGCGUGCCCAGAAUUCAGACUGCAACGAUGCCAAGUG